Vombatus ursinus (common wombat) is the source of this 2028-nucleotide messenger RNA. Its product is annotated as coiled-coil domain-containing protein 27-like. Bases 1 to 2028 code for a protein of 675 amino acids. Lineage: Eukaryota; Metazoa; Chordata; Mammalia; Diprotodontia; Vombatidae. The transcript is spliced from 13 exons. The record is from RefSeq and is a predicted model, not a curated record.
AUGAUCCCUGGAAAGGUGAAAGACGGGCCAAGGAGACUGUGCAGGAACUCCAAUGCUGUUACGAAAGGCUUCCACAACCUCUGGGACGUUGCCAUCCGGAAUGCAAAGACCUCAUCCAGCAUACCAAAUCCAUGCCUGCUCCCCAAACCCAGUCCUAGCUCCAGCUAUUGCAAGAACAAGGAGGAAGGCAGCAAGGGGAGUACAAAUACCCUUGCUGGUGGAAGCCAAAGCUGGAGCAGUUCUGACAGGAGCAAUGUGGCAGGCGGCAGUGCUGUCAUCACCUGUGGAACUGGCUAUCUUCCACUAAUGCAGGAUCUGCAGAAGGCCUUUCUCAUGCGUGCUGAGUGCCCCAGGUUUAGCAAUGUGUCAACUUCAACAUCCCAGUGUGGACCAGGUUUGAUUACUGUGUCUGAACUGCCCAGUGGAACAUACUUCAAGAACAUCAACGACGAGAACUGGAAAAUGACAGAUGAAACAUCAUUCUUGAACAUUUUAAAGACAACUGAAACCGGCAGAAAGCUCACAUUUAGCAAGAGUGCCUGUGAAUUCCAAAGCGUAAGCGAAAGCUACGAGGAUCUCAGUUCCCAGAAAGUAAUGAAGAGCCCCCAAAGCUGGAAGCUUCCUUGGUAUGCUACUGUGAUUCAGGAGAAGGAUAGGCACUUGGUCAUGAUGAAGGAUGAGGUCAGGCGGCUUACGGCCUUAGAGGAGGCUUGCCUGAAGAAAGAUAAUGAGCUCGCCCAACUCAAAGAAGAAGUGAAAGACCUACAGAAACGGCUGCAAUUCCUGAGUGAAGUCCGGGGAGUAGAAGUGAGCCUCAGGGGAAAGGUCUCAGGCAAGAGCAGAGAAGUCAGUGGUGUGGUGGGCAAAAUGCAGGACCUGGAGCAGGACCAGAAGCCAGAAGAUACCCUGAUGGUUCCAGAGACCAAGCCAAGUAUGGAAACCAGCGCUCUUUCCACCACAACUUACGAGGACACUGAAAUCCAAGAAGACAGCAUCAUGUCGGAGGCAAGGGACGAAGGUUCCAAAGCAAGCAUGGGCAUUUACGUGCCCCUCCCACCCUGUGAGAUAAGGCGGAUCAGUGUCUCAGGGAGUACUGCCAAAGAUGAAGAGGAGUUACUGAGAUCUGCACAAGAGGUUCCUCAAUUUAUUGGAAAAAUCCGAAAGCUGCCUCACCUCCCUGAGGAGUGUGACAGUGAAAUGGAAGCCCAAAUCAUUGAGGAAGAUGAGAAGGUGUCAGAAGAGGAUAUAGAAGUAAUCGAGUAUUUAGACAGGGAAGUAAAGGAAGAACUCUUGACCAGGAUUAAUGAGUAUGAGCAGGUGAACAUAGAGCUCCAAGCUGAGCUGGAAAUCACAAGGAAUGAGUAUUCGAUCAUCGCAGGAACUAUUUUGUCAUUACAAAGACAAGUGGAUUUCCAGGAAUCCCAACUGCAAAAAACUACACUGGAAAAAGAAACCCUGCAAAAGGAACUCCAAGAAAGGAAAGCUCAGCUUCAAGCCAUGUCGGACAAGUUUGCCAGCCUCCGAGAAGAAAGAAAACAUGAAGAAAUGAUGGGCAUCAUUGAGAAAGACAAUCUUAACCUCAGACAGCAUGUAGCUGAGCUGGAGUUUGAACUAAGGAAGAAGGAAGAGGUCAUCUCGGAGUAUGACAGCAAGAUCAAUCACCUGGAGGCCCAGGUGAAUGUAGAUCAAAACCACAUGCGACGGCAGGAGCAGAUCCAGGAGGACCUCCAGAACCGCUAUGAGGAAAUGAAGCUCUCUGAGCAGGAGUACCGAGUGCUCCUGGAGAUUUGCCAAGCCAGGCUGGAAAGGCUAAGAAGUAAAAUCAUGCAGGCUGCAUUCAGUAUGGCAGAAAUCAACCCUCCGUCUUCAGAAAUUACAGACACUGACAUCAUAGAAGCCUUGCAGAGAAUCAUUAGUGAGCGACUGGACUUUUAUCAGCAGCUGAAACAGAAAGGGGUGAAAGUGCCCCCACUCCACCAGAAUGAGGUGGUGUCUCCUGUCCCCAAGAGCAGGAAGAGCGGCAAGUAA